Messenger RNA from Rhodofomes roseus, 1561 nucleotides. RefSeq lists its product as uncharacterized. Lineage: Eukaryota; Fungi; Basidiomycota; Agaricomycetes; Polyporales; Fomitopsidaceae. The record is from RefSeq and is a predicted model, not a curated record. The transcript has 3 exons. The coding region runs from base 341 to 1297 and encodes 318 amino acids.
GUCGAUGGCGGGGUGUAUACCCUAGUGGGCGGUUGACAGCGGAUGGAGCGGCGCAGAGUGCUGCACCGGCUUGUCCGCUGUGACUGGCCCGUGCGGGGGGCGUGCCGUGGACGGAAUCGGGGUGUGUGAUCGGAUUGGGAUCAGCACACCGCGACGCGUCUGUUUGGCAAUUGAUUCGCGAGGGUUGUUUACCCACCUGCAUGGGAGGUUCAAAUCCCGGGCGCGCGUCUCCCUUCCCUCCCUUUCUCCAACGGCUACCAUCUGCGCGCUCGCCUCUCAUCCCCAACGCCUGAACACAACCUUCUGCCCAUUACUCCAUACCCUUCCAACUCCAUCAACAAUGUCGUCGUACAGUGGUCUCUUGUCGAUCCCCGAAGUAAUGUCAGAGUGGGCCGUAUAUGAGACAACGUACGACGUUAUCGAUGCAGCAUCCGCGGGCGGUCCCGUAGCAGGACCUUCUGCUCCCAGAGCGAUGUUCAGUUCUUCGCUUGCACCCAAGCACACAAUGGGAGCAGACGCAUUGUCUCACUCAGAGUCCACGUCUAGCGGGACGCCUUCAACACACGGACUGCCAUUCCUGCCCACAGAAUGGGGGUUCUUCCCCGACCUCCCCAUCCUCCCUUUCAUGCCGUUUCUACCCCCCAUGGCAUUGCCCAUGUACGCACCCCCUUACGCGCCUAUUGCCCCGCCAUCCUCCGAUGCCGACCGUGUAUCAGUCAAGCGAAAUCGAGAAGAGGAUGCCGUCGGCUCGUCUGAGGGUGAAUGCCGCCCAACGAAGGUCGCGCGACGGCACAAAAUCCAGCAGGAGAUUUUCACCUGCGGAUGGAAAUGUGAACACGACAGUAUAUGCGGAUAUCGAGGAAUAUCGCAGGAGGUCUGGCAGCAUCUCCGAGUGCAGCACGAGCAGAAGCCGGCGAAGAUAGCGCCUAUUCCCAAACCGGUGGUGUGCGGGUGGAACGGGUGUACGCACAGGGGCCUCCCGCGGACGUUGACGGAACACUGGCUAGAAGUACACAAGUCCGCUUGCUUGGCCGACAGUGAACUCAACGACGGGCUUAUGGCCUGUCGGGUAUGCCACUCGACGGGCGCCCACCAAGGCGUCGGCAACAGAAGGCGCAGGGGGCAUAUGAAGCUCGCUAGCCUUCCCAAACACCUGCGAACCACGCAUUGGGGCGUCUUGGAGUUCUGCGAUAAUUGUGGUCGGGAGUCUCGCAGCGACGUCUUCGACAAAGGCGACCGGGACCACCGCGGCCAGUGCUUGCUCGUCUUCAUGAGGGACUCUCCCCACUGUAUUUAGGCCGAGGUUUCAUUUUUCUGGUGGCCGUUCCUGUUGUUAUGUACGUUGUGGGACUCUCUAAUAGCUGUUGUUGUUCUUGCUACGCGCUCGACUGUUGUAUUGCUCUGACUACGUACGUGUGUAAGUGUUCGCAUCAUCGUUCAAUGUACUCUUGUCGAUGUCGUGUACUUAGUUGUUCUCCGAUAGUCUCACCUUUUGUACUCAUCCAUCCAUCAUAAUUUCAUCUCUUCCUGGUUCCAGUGAGCGAGCACACCAAGCUAUGGG